AUGGCAUCACAAUUCUACCAGAGUCUCACCGCAGAGAAGGUGACUGACGACAUGCUGGCCGAAGCUGCGCAUCUUUUCGACGAAAAUUAUGGAAUUUGGGGGCCGCAGUCCCAUAAUCCGGGUAAUCCCGUUAAGCUGAGUGUGCGAAGAUUGCGAGAACAAUACCUUCUCCCACGCACCGACCAGAGCGAGAGUCUUUAUAUCCGAGUGACCGUUGAUGGCGGUCUUGUUGGAAAUGCAUUUGCUUGUCGCUGGAUGUGCAAGAGUCAGACUGUUUGUUGGAUCACUCAAUUAGUGGUCGACCAGCAUCACCGCGGAAAAGGACUUGCAAGUGGUCUUCUGCGAACACUCAGGCAAGAUUCUGAUGACAUGUACGGCAUUAUGAGCUCACACCCAGCUGCAUGCCUGGCUGCCGCCAAAGCUUUCGGGAAAAACAUCGAAAAAGUGGAUCUUGACUUCAUUAGCAAGAAUGCCAGUGAAGUCAUGUCGAAUUCACCAAUCCCUUAUAUCCGUGAUGCUGAGCUUUGUGGAACUAUAUUCGGUGCCGAUGAUUCAAAUGGGAUUGUUUCCGGCGUGAACACUAAUUUCUUUGUGGACCACACCGAGCCAUUAGAGGCGUUGGCCAUAGUUGAGGGUGAAUGGCAGUGGCCACUGGGUAAGCUGCCAGAUGGUCAUGAAUAUCUUCUCAUAUUACCAGCAAAACCGCGGCGUUCACGGUCGAGGUCGGCUGACGUUCAUCGCUAA
Penicillium cinerascens is the source of this 744-nucleotide messenger RNA. RefSeq lists its product as uncharacterized. Lineage: Eukaryota; Fungi; Ascomycota; Eurotiomycetes; Eurotiales; Aspergillaceae. The record is from RefSeq and is a predicted model, not a curated record. The coding region runs from base 1 to 744 and encodes 247 amino acids. Gene Ontology annotation, molecular function: acyltransferase activity, transferring groups other than amino-acyl groups. The transcript is spliced from 3 exons.